Messenger RNA from Psilocybe cubensis, 1590 nucleotides. RefSeq lists its product as uncharacterized. Gene Ontology annotation, molecular function: carbohydrate:proton symporter activity. Gene Ontology annotation, biological process: carbohydrate transport; transmembrane transport. Lineage: Eukaryota; Fungi; Basidiomycota; Agaricomycetes; Agaricales; Agrocybaceae. Gene Ontology annotation, cellular component: membrane. The transcript has 11 exons. The coding region runs from base 1 to 1590 and encodes 529 amino acids. The record is from RefSeq and is a predicted model, not a curated record.
AUGUCAGGCGAUCGUCCUCCGUAUUUUGGACUCACGGGCGCAACUCUCAAUGUAUGGGUCACUGUAGCGUGCACAACGGCUAUGACACUAUUCGGUUAUGAUCAGGGCGUGUUCGGUGGAAUCAUUGUCACGGACGACUUUUUGAAGACUAUGGGUAAUCCAAGUCCAACUCUUCAAGGGACCAUUGUGUCAUUGUAUGAUAUCGGAUGUUUUUUUGGCGCUGUAUCUACCUUUGGAUUUGGCGAGAGGUUAGGUCGGAAAAAGACGUUCUUGAUUGGGGUGACGAUCAUGUCUAUCGGGGCGAUCCUUCAAACGUGUUCAUUCACAGUGACUCAAAUGAUUGUUGCGCGUUUGGUGACUGGUGUUGGCAAUGGGAUAAACACUGCCACUGCCCCUGUAUGGCAGAGCGAAACCUCGAAACCCAGCUGGAGAGGCAAAUUGGUCGUUUUUGAAAUGAUAAUGAAUAUCGCUGGCUUUUCGUUGAGCAAUUGGAUGACGUACGGUUUCAGUUUCACUCAAGGAAGCAUUGCUUGGAGGUUUCCUAUCGCCUUUCAGCUAGUGUUUUCAAUCAUUUUAAUUUCGACUAUUCCAUGGCUGCCCGAAAGUCCACGCUGGCUUCUGGCACAUGGAUACCACGAAGAGGGCGUUAAUGUUUUGGUAGCCCUGGAAGGAUCACAUGCGACACCUAAAGAUGAGCUGAUCAUUAAUCAAACUGAAAAUAUUUUGGAAGCCGUACGCAUCGAACAAGAAACCGCACCAAGUUGGCGGGAUAUUCUAAAAGGAAGAACCGGUAACACUGGAAUGAUCCAAAGGCUAAUCCUUGGAGGAGGGACACAAUGGAUGCAACAGCUGGUUGGCAUCAAUGUUACGAGCUAUUAUCUCCCUCUUGUCCUGCAGAAUUCCGUAGGAUUGUCAAACAACUUAUCUCGACUACUCGCGGCCUGCAACUCUGUUUCAUACCUGUUUUUCUCUUUUGCUGGGCUGCUUUUGAUUGAAAGGGCUGGCCGAAGGAAACUAAUGAUGUGGGGUGCGGCAGGUCAAUGCGUGUGCUACAUCUUCAUAUCGGCACUACUCUCUCAAGCGAAUAAUCCCGCCAACGGCGCCAAAUUUGGAGCAGGAGCGACAGCGUUCUUCUUUCUCUAUUAUGUAUUUUUUGGGAUAUGUUGGCAGGCACGACAUGACGGAGUGCCAUGGUUAUACCCGACGGAAAUUAAUAGCUCGGCUAUGAGAACGAAGGGAGCAGCAGUUGGUACUGCAUCUAACUGGAUUUCCAAUUACAUCGUAGUGCAGAUUACACCGUCUGGGAUUGCUAAUAUAGGCUGGCGUUUCUAUCUCAUUUGGGUGGUGUUCAACGCUAUUUUUGUGCCGCUUGUCUGGCUCGUGUAUCCAGAGACAUCCAACCGUCAGCUCGAAGACAUCGACAGGUUGUACCGAGACAAUAAGUCGAUGAUCUUUGUAUUCAGGAACAAAGAGGCCACUCAAGUCGAACGCCCUCAGCGAUUUAUAGACGCUGACCAGGCACGAAUUAGUAUGCUCGCGAGGUCAAAAGAGAAGGACCAGGGCACCCCUGAAGAAAGCAUCCAGAACUGA